UUGGAACACGUCAUCCACAGACGCCGGAAAAGGCGCAAGCUGAAAGUUCAUCAUCGAGCUGAGGUGGCUUUAUUAUUGGAGCGAGUACUACCUGUUCGUGUCUGUCUCCCUCGACGAAUGAGGUUGUUAUUGUUGAGUACUGUCACGCCAGAGGUUCUCAGGUUUCGAUUGAUUGAGUGGACGGCACUGCUAGCUAGCCACCACCCUUUUCCAUUACUAGCUAACAUCGUUCUCGCUUAAGGCGCUCAAACACUCCGCUUAUUCGACGCCAUGGACCCCGUUGGUCAAGACAUCAACCUGAACUCCCCCAACAAGGGCCUGGGCCCCGCAGGAGGAGUAGACUCCCUGACGGGUGUCUCCGUGGAGGGGGGAGCCAUGGGAGUGGCAGCCGUCAACACGCUGCCCCCAGGGCUCACAGAGGAAGAGGCCGAGGAGCUCUACUCUGAGCUAACCAAGGUGGAGGAGGAGAUCAGCACCCUGAGACAGGUGCUCCUGGCCAAAGAGAAACAUUCUGCUGAUCUGAAGAGGAAGCUGGGGCUGAGCCCGCUCAACGAGCUCAAACAGAAUCUCACCAAGGGGUGGCAGGAUGUCCAGACCUCUAAUGCCUAUGUCAGAACCACUGAGAAACUUGGCGAGUGGAAUGAGAAAGUUACCGGUUCAGAGUUAUAUCUUACAGCGUCUGCCACUUUGGAUGACAUUGCCCAAUCUGAAGCGUAUAAGAAGACUUCCGAGACCCUGUCUGUGGCUGGACAGAAGACCACCGCUGCCCUCUCCACCAUGGGCACUGCCCUCAGCAGGAAACUGGGAGACAUGAGAGCGCUGCCUUUCUCAAACUCCUUUGGUAGCAACUACUCCAUCCGCCAAUCGAUAAGUAUGCCAACGAUGAGAAACUCUCCUACCUUCAAGUCGUUCGAGGACAAAGUUGGGAACAUCAAGUUGGGCUGAUUGGUGUCCCUGCACUGCAGCACAGUACAUGGUGGUUGGACCCAGAGGUAACGGAAAAGCUGUCCAGUCCCCGACCGAAACGAACCCCGUUCAGGACCACGCACCCUUCUGAAGAUUCUCCUUCCUCUCUUAUCACCGGGGACUGUGACGACGACAUCACUGAGUGACCCUUGACCUGUGACAUCACCCUCCACACCAUAUGCCAUUACUCACUACCGCCUCCCACCUCAGUUACCUAUGGGCCCUUGGCUCCUAGGCCCUUGUGGAGAUCUGAUAGGUGUAAGCAAUACAGCAACAAUUCCACCUAUCCUAUGAGAAGGUGGAGCCACUACCAUAUUGUUGAAACCUAUCAGAUUCUGAUGAUUUGUUGCCAGAUUGCUUGCGCCUAUCUAGUCAAUUUCAGCUCUACACAAGUGCCUCGGGAGUUAUGGGCUAAGGGUCGAUCUAGAAUCUCCCUCCUCGCCUACUAAAAGCAUGUGCAUAUCAUCUCAAUCGACCGCAAAGGACAACAGGUUACACAACAUCAAAUCACCACCGCUUGUAAAACAAACAACAACAAAAAACUGUUAAACCAUUUUUGUAUUAUAACUAUUUUACACUGCUUUGCAUAAUGUUUUUACAUAACUUUUAUCUAUAUGUAAAAUAGAUAUGAAUAGAUAUAUUGUAAACAAUACUGCAAGUCGGCAUUUAUCAGUAGGUAACGCGGAUGGAGAGUCUCGGAAACACGAGUGUAAAAAAAAAAAAAAAUGUCCAAAAGGAGAAUAAAAACACUAUGAAUACAACAAGGAUCUCUGUUUUGUAUCCUGCUGGGCAUUUACUUCAGUUUAUUUUCUACACUGACUAGAAUGUGAAGCAAUGCUUUGCUGUAUAGCUACCUGGCGAAAUGUAGAAACUGUCUUUUAGCCUUUUAUUCUUUCACUCGUUACUUUGUUUACUUUGCUGGUAGAAAAGUUUAUUUUGGUAUUUUUUUUCUCUCCCCUUUUUUUUUUAAGGUGUGGAAGAGGGUUUUAAAGGGGAGGGUUUUUAAUCACUGUGUGUAGGCUCACUGCUAAUGUGCCACAUCUGAAAUGAUCUACUGUGAAAUACAGUCCAGACAUUCUGACAUUUUAUUAUAUGAAGAAUUGUCCCCAUGCCCCAGAACUAAUCCCCCACCGUGUGUGUGUAUAUAUAUAUAUAUGCACACAACAUACACUCCCACAGACCCUGACUUAUGUCACUGUUAUGAUCACCAACUGUUUUAGCCAGUGUGGACUUUUUAACACGGAUGAUCAACUAGCUGUAACUUAUCCAACCACAACCUUCAAACACAACCAUCAACAGCUGCAGUUGGUUUGGUAGCACAGUCACUUUUUUGUUAUUUUCAACAUGAAGUACCUAUUUUAGAUUUUUUUUUUGUUGCCUAAUUUAGUCUUUCUAUCCAUGGGAUGUUCAUUUUUCCUUUUAUCUAUCCUACUUAAGUAUUUUUACUUUUUGUGUCGGUUUUGUGUUCAUUUUUAGUAGUCAUAAUUGGGUGAUGUAUUUUAGAUUUUUCUCUUGGGUGGAGUAUAAGAGUCAUUUUGUAUUUAAGUGCCAUCUGUAAAUUUGUUGAUUUAAUAAACCUGCCUGUUAGGAUUCUCUUGAGAGAAAUCUAAAGUGUAGAUUUAUUAGGAUGCCAAUUUAGCUGUUGGACAUGCAGCAGCUACUCUUCCUGGAGUCUACAUAAAACAAAAUAUAUGACMGAGUACAGAACCGUUGUAGACGAGAACAAGAUUAAUAUUACAUUAAUAAAAUAAUACAGAUACUGGUUUCCCAGACCCAGAGAAUCUCCAAUUGAGAAUACUUUUUAGUCCAGGACUGGUCUUGUUGGCAGACCGGUCCUCACAGGCAGCCCAAUUCUGAUAUUUUGGGCAAUUAUUGUUAAAAGAUCUGAUUGGUCAAAAGACCAAUUAGCAGCAAAAUAUCAGAAUUGGGCUGCCUGAGUAAACACCGUUUUAAAUACAGUAGGUUUCUAUUGUCUCUGGUUAUGACAUGGCAAGGAGAAAGGCAUAUGUAGCUUGUGUAGAGCUGCAAAUACAUGUUUGGGUCAAAUGUACAUUUUUGCAAAGGGAUGAAGGAAUGAAUAUAUAAUUGCUAUAGGACGUGAGCCUAAUUGUAGACAUUAAAGGGAUCAGAUAGGUGAAUGUUGGCUGAAUAAAAUAAAAAGUGGUUUGUCGUAUGUUUUGGAUUUCAAUAAAGCAUUCCUUUAAAGGAAA
Molecule: messenger RNA, 3176 nt
Organism: Salvelinus sp. IW2-2015
Lineage: Eukaryota; Metazoa; Chordata; Actinopteri; Salmoniformes; Salmonidae
Product: tumor protein D54
Cellular component (GO): cytoplasm
Source: RefSeq, a predicted model, not a curated record